UGAGUGAGUGCAUAGCUCCUAUGGGCGGACGCUGAUAUAUUUCCACACAAACCACCGCUGCUCUCUCCCAAAGCAGUGGGACAGAUUUAUGGUGCUGCUUCACUUAUGUGGACUAUAGAACAACUUUUCGUGCCUUGGCCUAAGCGAAAAAAGACACAAGGAUUCAAAGAAAGGCAUGGAAAGUCAAGUAUUUCCAAGAUGACCGAUGGUUUGGUCACCGAAUAAGUUAUUUUUGUCGCACGAGAGGGAAACUCAAAACAAGGCUGUUUUUGGAGUUCCACCUCCCCUCUCUCCGUAGAGUUUGAUUCAAAAGUCGAAAGCCAAGAUGGCCGCCGAUUCCGUGCAGGGUGACGCCAGAGGCCAGCUGGUGUCGGAGCGGCUGGGCCUGGGCCACAAUUUGGACCUGUCGGACACCAUGGUGCAGCAGAAGCUGGACGAGAUCAAGGAGCAGAUCCGCCGCGAGAUUCGCAAGGAGCUGAAAAUCAAGGAGGGCGCGGAGAACUUGCGCAAGGUCACCACAGACAAGAAGAGCCUGGCCUACGUGGACAACAUGCUGAAGAAGUCCAACAAGAAGGUGGAGGAGCUCCACCAGGAGCUCCAGGAGCUCAAUGCCCACAUCGUGGUCAAGGACCCCGAUGAACUGCUAGAGUGCCCUUUGACCCCGGACACCCCGGCCAGCGAGAUAAGGAUGUGCACCAGCAGCAGCCGCCUGGCCGCCCUGAAGAAGCAGAACGACAUUGAGCUAAAGGUCAAGCAGGGGGCGGAGAACAUGAUCCAGAUGUACUCCAAUGGCUCCUCUAAGGACCGGAAAUUGUUAGCGACCGCUCAACAGAUGCUCCAGGACAGCAAAACAAAGAUCGAGUUCAUCAGGAUGCAGAUCCUCAAAGGCAGCCAGGCCAGCGAGUUGAGCUUUGACAACAACGACGUCAUGGCCAAGCCCAUCAUCAGCCCGUUGGACCUACGGGUGGAGGAGCUGUGUCACCACGCCAGGAUAGAGUCAGCCGUGGCCGAGGGUGCCAAGAAUGUCAUGAAGCUCCUGGGCUCUGGCAAGGUCACAGAGAAGAGGGCACACUCAGAGGCCCAGGCCCGCUUCAACGAGUCCAGUCAGAAGCUGGACCUGCUCAAGUACUCCCUGGAGGAGAGGCUGAGCGAGCUGCCCAAAAACCACCCUCGCAGCAGCAGCAUAGUGGAGGAGCUGUCCCUCAUGGCCUCGCCCACCCUCAGCCCGCGCUCCAGCAUCAUCUCCACCCAGAACCAGUACAGUACCGUGGCCAAACCCGCCGCGCUCACAGGCACAUUAGACGUCAGGCUCAUGGGCUGCCAGGACCUGCUUGAGAACGUUCCAGGUCGUUCAAAAGCCGGUUCCGUGCCACUGCCUGGCUGGAGCCCCAGCGAGACCCGCUCCUCCUUCAUGAGCCGGGGGAACCGCAACCGAGGCGCCAGUGCACGGAACCUCUCCAAGAGUGAAGAUCUCUCUUAUGAGAUCAGUGCCGUGCUGAAGCUGGACAACACAGUGGUGGGACAGACCAGCUGGAGACCUGUCAGUAACCAGUCGUGGGAUCAGAAGUUUACACUGGAGCUAGACAGGUCUCGUGAGCUGGAGAUCUCGGUGUACUGGAGAGACUGGCGCUCGCUUUGUGCCGUCAAGUUCCUGCGACUUGAGGACUUCCUGGACAACCAGCGUCACGGCAUGUGUCUCUACCUCGAGCCCCAGGGAACCCUGUUUGCAGAGGUCACAUUUUUCAACCCUGUCAUUGAGAGGCGACCCAAACUGCAGAGACAAAAAAAGAUAUUCUCAAAGCAGCAAGGGAAGACGUUCCUGCGUGCUCCUCAGAUGAACAUCAACAUCGCCACCUGGGGCCGCCUGGUCAGAAGGGCCAUACCUACAGUCAGCACUAACUCCUACAGCCCACAGGUGCCUGAGAUCGGGCCCAGCAGUAUUCCGGAUUCUCCAACACCCACCAGUGACAUUAGUGACCCGUUGGUGACCAAGCUGGACUUUGACAAAGAGCCCACCUCGGGACCCAAGCACUACCCUUUACCCGCGGGCAUCAGAGAACCACUGGCACAGGACAACAAACUGCCCGACAAGGAGGAAGUACAGGAUGCACUGGCAUCGUUUGACUUCCUGAACAAGAGGAACAGCAUAGCGGUGAAGUCGUUGGACCUAGACAGACGAGACAAUGUAGUAGAGCCGGAGAUCCAGCCUCCAGACCUGGAGCUCACAGCCAUACAGAAUGACACAGAGAGGGAAGAAGAACAAUUUCAGUUUAGUCUCAACGACUUCAAAUGUGUUGCAGUCCUUGGUCGUGGUCAUUUCGGAAAGGUAUUGUUAGCUGAGUAUAAAAGCACGGGAGAGAUGUUUGCCAUCAAAGCCCUGAAGAAAGGAGACAUUGUGGCUCGUGACGAGGUGGACAGUCUGAUGUGUGAGAAACGUAUCUUUGAAACGGUGAACAGCGUGCGCCAUCCGUUCCUGGUCAACCUCUUCGCCUGCUUUCAGACGCAGGAGCACGUGUGCUUCGUCAUGGAGUACGCUGCCGGGGGAGACCUGAUGAUGCACAUCCACGCUGACGUCUUCUCCGAGCCCAGGGCCAUAUUUUAUGCAGCUUGUGUCGUAUUGGGAUUACAGUUUUUACAUGAACAUGAGAUUGUGUACAGAGAUCUGAAGCUUGACAAUCUGCUAUUGGACACUGAGGGCUAUGUAAAAAUAGCUGACUUUGGCCUUUGCAAAGAGGGAAUGGGGUUCAGGGACCGCACCAGUACAUUCUGUGGCACGCCAGAGUUCCUGGCCCCCGAGGUGCUGACGGAGACGUCGUACACGCGUGCUGUGGACUGGUGGGGUCUGGGGGUCCUCAUCUUUGAGAUGCUGGUUGGAGAGUCUCCAUUCCCUGGAGAUGAUGAAGAGGAGGUGUUUGACAGCAUCGUCAACGAUGAAGUCCGCUACCCAAGGUUCCUCUCAACGGAGGCUAUCUCCGUCAUGAGAAGGCUUUUGAGGAGGAGUCCAGAAAGACGUCUAGGGGCAGGAGAGCGAGACGCAGAGGAAGUCAAAAAACAUCUGUUCUUCAGAAAUAUGGAUUGGAACGGACUACUGGCCAAGAAGGUGAAGCCUCCAUUUGUCCCGAUCAUCCAGGACUCCAACGACGUCAGCAACUUCGAUGACGAAUUUACCUCAGAAGCGCCCAUCCUGACCCCACCCAGAGAACCUAGGGCGCUCAGCGGGGACGAGCAGGACAUGUUCUCUGACUUUGAUUACAUCGCAGACUGGUGUUAGCCCCCCUCUCCCCUCUUCUCCCUCCUCCAAAUGUGUUGAACAAACACACACUGUGAACCAACCAACACAGCGCUGACUGACUGUAGCUCACCAUUUUUAAAACACCUCUUUUCCAAACCAACGUCGCAAGACGGGAACAAACGGCGCACUGCCAAUUAAAGACCCCCCGCUCCCACAACUGAACCCCCAAGGUUAUUCUUUAACAGAGAGAGAACAACAUUUUUCUUCUCUUUAGAAACUUCAAGGGGAAAAAGAGGAGUGAGGCCUCCAGCGCAUGUCAUGUCUAUUGUCUGACCACUGAGAAUGUUGUCAAGUGAACUCUGUCAAAGGAAAGGCCGGCAAUAUAGCCGUGAUAUCGAAUAACAUGAUUGUUACGUUUUUUUUUUUUUUAAAUCAUGUACAGAAUAGUAUUCCUCUGUAUUUUUAACAAGUCCUUUCUCAAGCCCACUGCCAUAACUAAAUGACAUAUCUCUCUGUAAGGGUUAACACGUGUGCCAUGUUGUAUAUCGGAAUUAUGAGCGCUUUGAGCAUUUUAUCACUGAACCGUCACUUAAGGUUAAAGACAACAAACAUCUUGACUACUACUGCCUCGUCACUUGAAACCCAAGGAAGGUCUCCUUUUUAGUUUAUCCUGGUCUUUCUCUCCCCCGGCUGUUUAAAAAAAAGAUAUAUAUAUAUAUAUGUAAAGAUGCCUUAAAAUCUUCCUGUUUUUCUACCCAAGUUUAGAGCGAUGUCUAAGAAUAGAGCCCUUUCUUUUUAAACGGAUCACCAUGACACGAAAGCAGUGCGUCCUCGUGUUAGUCCUCGUGGUAUUACAGAAACUCUGUCCCUCGUGUACUGUGCCCGUGCCAGUUUUACAUGAGCGUUAACUGUACCAUUUUUAAGGUUUUCUUUAUGUAGCGCUGUAUGGUUGUUGAAAUACACUAUCAUUAUUGCAGUGGAACCGUUCUAGACUACACAGCAUACCACAAAUCAAAGGGGACGGCACCGUUUUAAACGUGAUCAUUUGGAAGGAGCACACACACACACACACUACGGAGACCUAUCCUGACAUGGCUCCUUCUGGUGGAUUCCUAGCACCAAAAAAAGCAGUGGCCGUAUGUAUCAAGGGUCUCGGAGUAAAGUGCCGUUUUAGGAUCAGUUUUGCCUUUAGGAUUCCAAAUCACUUUAUAUGGGACCUGAUCCAGAAUCAGCACUCCUACUCUGAGACCCUUGAUAUGUACAGCCCCCUAGAUCUAAUUCUCGAGGGGUAACAAUGCGUUCCGAUAGCGAUGUUGUACUCUUGAGGGCAGAAUCGAUUCCGCUAGCAUUUCUUACAGAGUUUGUCAGUUCCAUUCCAAUCGAAGCCCAGAGUGAAUGUAAGUAUUUCUGUUGACUUUCCAUUCACUCCCCGAAUUGACCGAGUUGAAUUGGAAUUGAUCCCAACCUGGAUACUGCAAUCAUUCUCUUAACUGAAGGAGAUACAAGAGCAAGGAGAUCUCGCAGCCUGCAAUGAUUGGACAUGGUCAAAUGGUGGAUCUGAAGUGACUGAUACAGUACAGCUGAUUACCAAAACCCAUCCCUCCAGUCCUGACAGUGGGACUAUGGAAAACCGUGAUGGGUGAAGUUGCCUCUUGGUGAAAGUUGGGAUUGGGUAAAGGGGACCUAAUCCUAGGGGAAACUUUACUCUGGAGUGUAAACUAAGCUCAGAGCCAGUUUGUGCAGACAAUAUGUAAAUGAAUCACUACAAGGGAGGGCAGGGUAUAUUUUAUAUAUAUAUGUGUACACACAAUUAAGCUGAACGUACUAAUUUUAUCAAGAUAUUUUUUAAUUAUCUAUGUUUAGCGUAAUUAUGAAAAAAGAUUGUACAGUUUUUUUUUGGGGGGGGGGGCUGUUUGAGCAUGUUACAGACAUACAAACCUUUUUGUAAUGGUACACCACAUUGAAGUUACACAUGACUGUUGAACCUGGUGUAUAGAAGCAUUUUGCAGUCGUCGUUUGUCGCCUUAUCACGAAUGCACAGAUUAAACGCCGUUAGAGUGGUGCUACUUCCUU
Molecule: messenger RNA, 5305 nt
Organism: Oncorhynchus keta (chum salmon)
Lineage: Eukaryota; Metazoa; Chordata; Actinopteri; Salmoniformes; Salmonidae
Product: serine/threonine-protein kinase N2-like
Exons: 22
Coding region: 326-3271 (981 amino acids)
Biological process (GO): signal transduction; protein phosphorylation
Molecular function (GO): protein serine/threonine kinase activity; ATP binding; small GTPase binding
Source: RefSeq, a predicted model, not a curated record